CAUGCGCGGCGGCAGCGGGAGGCGGUGUCCAUGGCCCCCGGCCCGGCGUUGCCAUGGUGACGCCGCCGCGCCGCCGGGCAGCCAUGGAGGUGGGGGGCGGCCGCUACAGCGGGGACACCGUGCGCGGCAGGAUGGAGGGACAGGGCACCUACAGGCUGCCGACAGGCACCGAGUACCGGGGGGCUCUGAAGGACGGGAUGUUUGACGGCGAAGGAGAGCUGCUCUUCCCCAACGGAGGCAGAUACCGGGCAGUUUGGCACCGUGGGGUGCCCAUGCAGGGGAAAUACACUUUUGCAGAUGGUCUCGAAUACAAAGAUAAAAAAUGGCAUUACUGCGAUGGCUACGACAGACGAUUUUACACAGAAAUCUGUUCUGGUCUGAAACCAGCAGGCAUUUCUCAGCUUACAAAUCUGGAUCCUCCCAGAAAAAUCCCAGAAGGUUGUUACGACUGUGGUGAUGGAUUCUAUAAUCCUGAAACUAGAGUGAUUGUUGACUACGAGCUCAGAUUUCUGAGAAAUGCAGAUGAUGAUGAGCAUGAAUGGAUCAUUCAGACCUGCCGGAAAGCUUGGGAUGAAACAACUGAUCAGAAAGCAAAACCAUGACACCCAUUUUUUUCCCCUAGACAACAAUAUUCCAAAAUCCUAGCCGUACUUGGAUACCUCACUAAACGCGAGUGAAAAGCCUUGCACUGGCUAUCUGCAUCGGAUUUUGUCUGCUAAAGGUCUUGUAAAUAGCAACUGGGAAAGUUCAGUACGUGGAGUCUGCAUUGCUGCACCAGAACCCAUUUGGCAAUUACUGAAUAAACUAAGAAAAUGAGAAUGAUUUUCAUUUUAUUUUUUUUUUUAAUCUACAGACAGGAGAUGAAUGCAAAUGACCUGAGAUAAGGUUUGGUUCAGUGGCAACAGUCAGUGUGAAAUAUGUUGUGAAACAAUGUAUUGAAUAAAUUAGAGAAUUUCUUACA
Messenger RNA from Pogoniulus pusillus (Red-fronted tinkerbird), 961 nucleotides. It is a transcript of the gene MORN5, whose product is annotated as MORN repeat containing 5. The transcript has 6 exons. NCBI's taxonomy places the organism in Eukaryota, Metazoa, Chordata, Aves, Piciformes, Lybiidae. The record is from RefSeq and is a predicted model, not a curated record. Bases 54 to 602 code for a protein of 182 amino acids.